Trichosporon asahii var. asahii CBS 2479 is the source of this 1803-nucleotide messenger RNA. RefSeq names its product protein tyrosine kinase. Gene Ontology annotation, biological process: barbed-end actin filament capping; actin filament depolymerization. The coding region runs from base 1 to 1803 and encodes 600 amino acids. Gene Ontology annotation, cellular component: cytoplasm; actin filament. NCBI's taxonomy places the organism in Eukaryota, Fungi, Basidiomycota, Tremellomycetes, Trichosporonales, Trichosporonaceae. The record is from RefSeq and is a predicted model, not a curated record. Gene Ontology annotation, molecular function: actin filament binding; actin monomer binding. The transcript is spliced from 4 exons.
AUGGUGAAGAUCCCUUCGUCAUCCAGGGUCGGUGGUGGAUGGAAGUGGAGGCCACAGCGGGCCACCUCGUCACCAGCUGAUCCUGGUCUUGCUGUACUUGUGUCUUCCCUCUGCACUCUCAGCUUCAAAACACCACAUACCAUGUCGGCGCCAUCGGGAAUCAAGGUUCCGGAGACGCUUACGAGCGCUUUCGCGGACGCGAAGAGCAACGCCGCCAACACUCGUGCCCUCGUCUUCGUCAUCGAUGGUGAGGAGUUCAAGCACCACGACACGGUCGCACCGCAGGGCAGCUGGAGUGACGACAUCGCGCUCCUGGGCCCAACGCUGCCGACGCCGCAGACUCCGGCUUCCUUCGCGUACCGCCUCGACACGAAGAAGGGCGGCCUGUACGAGUGGAUGAUGGUCACUUUUGUCCCCGACGAUGCCGGCGUCCGCGCCAAGAUGCUGCAGGCUUCCUCCCGCGGAGGACUCAUGAAGGCCCUCGGCGCGAACAACUUUAAGCAUGACUGGUUCGCGACGUCGCACGAUGACCUCACGCCUCGCGCGCUCAAGGCGCACCUGGACCAUAUCCUCUCUCCUCCGCCGCUCACUGCUUCGGAGGCGGCUCUCGCCGAGGUCAAGGCGGCGGAGGCCGAGGAGGCGAAGCGCGCCGCGCAGGACGCCGAGACGAACCGCGCGCGACGAGCUGCCGUCAUCGGUCUCGGUGGCAAGACGCAGUGGAGGGACGGCGUCGCCGACGCGCUCGCCAAGGUCGCUGAGCGCUCUGAUGACGGCUGGGUCGUUGCUGUCCAGAUCGGAAGCGACGCCAAGACGAUCGAGCUGCUCACGUCUGAGGCGUGCAAGCCCGAGGAGCUUGCUGGGAAGCUGCCCGACAAGCAGCCGGCAUACGUCUUCUACUCAUACCCCACCCCGCCACCUGCGACGCCGCCUCCGGCGCCCAAGCCUGCUACCGCUGCACCGGCCGCGGCCAAGAACACCUUCCAGGCUACUGCUGGUGGUGCUCGUCCCGUCGAGGCUAGCAACGCGCCGCGCUACGAUGCCGAGGAGAAGGAGGGCGACGAUGCCGACAUGAAGGACCACGAGGAAAAGCCUAAGGACGAGGAUGAGGAGAAGAAGGAUGAGGACACCGAGGAGAAGAAGGAUGACGAGGCCGAGGCCGGCGAGGGCAACGAGAAGGAAGGCACGCCCUCGGUGUCCAACCUCGCUAUCGACGAGCCCGACCGCGUCACGCGCUCUCCCUCCCCACUCCCCCCGUCCAGCCCGGAACCCGUCAAGGGCCGCGUCGUGUUCGUGUACUGGUGCCCGCCCGGCUCGCCCGUCAAGUUCCGCAUGGUCUACUCCACAACAGUCCGCGGCAUGCAGCAAGACGCACAGGACAAGGCCGGCAUCGCGCUGGCGGGUAAGCUUGAGGCAAGCGACCGCUCCGACGUCUCGGCCAAGGAGCUGAAGGAGGCCCUGCCCGGCUCCGGCCCCUCGGGCUCGACGACGGGCACGAGCACGCCCGCCAAAUCCCACUCUGCCGGCCCCGCCUUCCCCAUGCCGCGUACCCGCGUCCACGGCUUUGGAGCGCCCAAGCCUGGAUCUCCUGCACCCAUCUUUGGCGCGCCGGCGCCCGCCGGGUUCGGCCGUGCUCCCCAGCGUUCCCAGACCCUCGACCCUAGUGAGACCUCGGCGGCUAGCGAGAGGAAGGCAGAUGACGAGGACGACUCCAAGGAGCGCAUUAAGAAUGCCUUUGACGCCUUUGGACCCCGCGUAGGCGCCGGAGGCGGCUUUGCCCGUCCCCGCGGACCGGGCCGUAGGUAG